CCAAAGUAGGGCUCGACCGCUCGAGAGUACAGCUCGCCGCCGCCGCCGCCGCCGCCGCCGCUUCCGCCCUCCCCCUCCACCGCUCCCGUCCGCGGCGGCAGGCAGCGGCCGGCUGUGGAGGGCGGCCUGGAGCAGAAUCAUCGACAACGCCGUACUACCUACCGGGAGAUUCGGGAGAAAUGAGUAAACUCGCCAACAUGUUUGCGGUUCUUAAUCUGGACGCCGAGGACGACCGAGAGGAAGCGGAGAAACCAGCAUCCAGCAAAGCCGAAGCUGAUGCUGCCCACAGAAAGCCUGAGAAAAGCAGCCAGAGUAAAGCAAUGGUUGUAAAUUAUGAUGGAGAAAACAUUGCUUCAUCAUCAAGUGAUUACAGGAUGCCAUUGGUAUGGAUAGACUUGGAAAUGACUGGUUUGGACAUCACUAAAGAUCGCAUACUGGAGAUUGCUUGCAUUAUAACAGAUGGUAAACUUACCAAACGAAUAGAGGGUCCAGACUUGGUUAUAAGACAGAGUAAGGAAUGCUUAGAUGACAUGAAUGAAUGGUGUCAAGUCCAUCAUGUGGCAAGUGGACUCGCAGAACAAGUACUAAAGAGUGAGAUUUCUGAGCGUGAUGCAGAGAAACAAGUUUCUUGUGUUAGCCAUUUUCAGGUGUUAGACUUUAUUAAGAGGUAUAUAGGUUCUGCUACUCCAUUGAUAGCUGGGAAUUCUGUGUAUAUGGAUUUACUAUUUUUGAAGAAGUAUAUGCCACAACUUGCAGGCAUAUUCUCUCAUGUGAUAGUUGAUGUGAGCAGUAUAACAGCUUUGUGCAGCCGCUGGUUCCCGAAAGAAAAGAAAGCUGCUCCAAGAAAGGAGAAAAACCAUAGAGCGUUGGACGAUAUCAGAGAAAGCAUCAAGGAGCUACAAUACUACAAGGAGAACAUUUUCAAGUCACGGAGAUCUUAGUAGCUUAUUGUGGUGGAUUGUGAACGCAUCCUCUAGUCAUGUAACUUGGUGAUUUGCUGAAAGUUUGUGUAUGGGGAGCUGGUGUAAAGUUGUCGAUAAUUCCAUGCUAGGGCCAAUUAAAAUUUUUAGUUUAGUCAAUGUAUGAUUAUUGACCUUUGUUACGCAUAUUAUUAAAAGAGUAUCCUGGACUAAAAAUUGUCAUC
Panicum virgatum (switchgrass) is the source of this 1144-nucleotide messenger RNA. Its product is annotated as oligoribonuclease-like. The record is from RefSeq and is a predicted model, not a curated record. The transcript has 9 exons. The coding region runs from base 180 to 941 and encodes 253 amino acids. Gene Ontology annotation, molecular function: nucleic acid binding; 3'-5'-RNA exonuclease activity. Lineage: Eukaryota; Viridiplantae; Streptophyta; Magnoliopsida; Poales; Poaceae. Gene Ontology annotation, cellular component: mitochondrion.